AUGCCGAAAGAGUUCAUUGAGAUGAAGAUACCGGUUCCUUACGGACGGAUUAUGGCUAAGGCUUGGGGUAAUAGUGACUCCCAUAGCCACAAAGUGCUGGCAAUCCAUGGAUGGCAGGACAACGCCGGCACUUUUGAUACACUCGUUCCCCUUCUACCAGAAUCUCUAUACAUUCUGGCAGUUGAUCUUCCGGGACACGGACUGUCAUCACAUUUGCCACCCGGCUGUCCGUACACUGACAUCAUGUUUCUCAUAGAAGUCAAGCGGAUAGUCGAUUACAUGGAGUGGAAUGAGUUCACUAUAUUAGGCCAUUCCAUGGGAGGAAUGAUUGGUCUCUUAUAUUCAAGUCUUUAUCCACAAUCCGUCACAAAAGUCAUAUUAUUGGAUACAAUUAAGUCAUUCUGUUAUCCAUGGGAUAAAUGGCCCCAAAAGGUGGCCGAUAUCACCAAAGUAUUCGUCCAAAUGGACCAAAAGAAUAGUAUUCCUCCGGUUUAUGAUCACAAGACAAUGAUAGAGAGAAUGAAGAGCUCGACCGCCAUUUACAAAGAUAUUAAUGAAGAGGCGAUUGAGUGUCUUCUGAGCCGGGGAUCAAAGGUGUCAUCGGAUGGAAAGGGAGAGUAUUUCAGUCGCGAUAUCAGAACUAAAUUGAUUUUNUCAAAGGUGUCAUCGGAUGGAAAGGGAGAGUAUUUCAGUCGCGAUAUCAGAACGAAAUUGAUUUUUGUUCAGCAAUUUAGUUGUGAAUCUCUCCUCGACUUCUAUGGGCCCAUGAAAUGCGAUCUCAUUAUAAUUAUAGCCAAAAAUGGACUAAAGAUUAGCUCUGAAGAAGUUAACGAUAAGCCUUUCCUCUUCUUUCUUGAAAUGGUCUUUAAGGUUGAGUUUGUUAUAAACUUCUUUCACUCUUCGGACACAAUCGCCAUCUUUUACGCCACAAUUCUCCUCAAUAAUAGCCCUCUGUUUCUGAUCACACAGUUUGAAGGCAGAUAUGAUAAGCCAGCUACAUUUUCCCUCCUCUAUAUCAGUGCCUAUUUUUCCGAUAAUAGCCGGGUCUCCAUAACAGUCCAGAUAGUCGUCCUGCACCUGAAACAAGUGUCCAAUUUUGAGGAGAAUUUCCUCUGCAGUCUUGUGCUCUUCUUCUGA
Oppiella nova is the source of this 1137-nucleotide messenger RNA. NCBI's taxonomy places the organism in Eukaryota, Metazoa, Arthropoda, Arachnida, Sarcoptiformes, Oppiidae. The record is from the annotation of a GenBank genome assembly.